Messenger RNA from Nasonia vitripennis (jewel wasp), 1317 nucleotides. Its product is annotated as chymotrypsin-1. Gene Ontology annotation, molecular function: serine-type endopeptidase activity. Lineage: Eukaryota; Metazoa; Arthropoda; Insecta; Hymenoptera; Pteromalidae. The coding region runs from base 420 to 1202 and encodes 260 amino acids. The record is from RefSeq and is a predicted model, not a curated record. The transcript has 5 exons. Gene Ontology annotation, biological process: proteolysis.
AUAACGUUCGGCGAGCCGAGUUCGAUAUUACGUUUAGCUCUUGCGGUCUGUAUUUUUAAAAAAAGAAUUUCGGAAUUCGGCGUACGUUAGAUUGGGUUUCAUGCUUCCGGUACUUUUCUCCGAACUCGGAAAAGAGCGCAUGACAUUUUUUUGUAAUGACACUUGAAAUAGCGCAGAUUGUAAAUUGAUACGGGAAGUGGUUUUCGCGAAGUUUAAUGAGUUAUAAAACCCAAGCUUGGAUUUGAUUUACGAUCGCAAUUAUGCAAUAGUGCACUUUUCGAACGCGGGAUGUAAAAAAGUCAAUUAUUAACAGUAAUGCAGAUUCGAAGUCUUCCUGUUUAGAUAAAUGCAAGAUAAUGAAACGUAUUUAAAAAGGCAACUUUUUGCACUAGUUAUUAGUUAGUUUUUCUGGUGGCAAAAUGAGGCAACUCUUAUUUAAUAUUUUACUUCUUUGCGUCUUGAAUGCAGUAUGGGGACAACCUCGAAUAAGAAACGGCCAAAAUGCAAAACUGGGCCAAUUUCCUUAUCAAGCAAUGCUGUUAUUAAACAAUCAUAACCUAUGCGGUGGAUCGAUCAUUCAUAAACGUUGGAUUCUCACAGCAGCUCACUGCAUAAAGAAGACUCCGAAUGUCGACCAAUAUAAGAUUGCCAUCGGUGGCGUUAAAAGUAAUACAAAAGAUAGUACUAAAUAUACAGUAGAAGCCAUCGUAAAACAUGAAGAAUUUAGUGACAGCUUCUACGAUGGCCUUUAUGACAUUGCACUUAUACGACUGAAAAGUGACAUUCGAUUCAAUAAAUAUGUGAGCCCAAUAAAGCUGCCCACUAAUAAUUCAAAUCAGUAUGAGAAUGAUUUAGCCGUUUUGUCAGGAUGGGGUUUGACGCGGAACACACCGGACAGACAAUAUGUACCAAAAGUCCUGCAAUACGUUUUCAUGCGAAUAGUCGAAAAGAGAUAUUGCGAAAUGUCGUAUAAUUAUGGUAUAAGAGAGAGUCACAUUUGUACUUCGAUUGAUGGCGGAAAAUCGGCAUGCAGUGGCGAUUCGGGUGGACCGCUCGUUGUCGGCGACACCCAAGUUGGCAUAGUUGCAUUUGCAGAUGACUAUUGCGCAAGAUCCCGACCGGUUGUAUACUCCAGGGUUUCCUUCUAUAUCUCCUGGAUCAAGCGACAGAUGACAGUAUACAAGGAUUCACUGCCGUAUUAAAGGAACUAUAAAUUAUUUUUAUUAUAUCAAUAAAUUAAUUGUAAGAUUAAGAAUAUUUUGCGGCUUAGAACGCAGUUCAACUAUAGUAAUAAAAGUUUCAUAAUUAUAAAGCGUA